Aedes albopictus (Asian tiger mosquito) is the source of this 6070-nucleotide messenger RNA. RefSeq names its product probable phospholipid-transporting ATPase IA (gene ATP8A). NCBI's taxonomy places the organism in Eukaryota, Metazoa, Arthropoda, Insecta, Diptera, Culicidae. The record is from RefSeq and is a predicted model, not a curated record. Gene Ontology annotation, cellular component: plasma membrane. The transcript has 18 exons. Gene Ontology annotation, biological process: phospholipid translocation. The coding region runs from base 818 to 4786 and encodes 1322 amino acids. Gene Ontology annotation, molecular function: ATP binding; magnesium ion binding; ATPase-coupled intramembrane lipid carrier activity.
AUCUGUUCGGAGCGUCGGUCGUCCUGCAUAGAGCAAUCGGGAAUCCCAACACCCCCAACCACGUGCCGGCACGAGAGCAUGGUCUAGCACUACGUUAGACAUCUCCAUAGAAUAAAGGGCGGGCGCCAAACGGAUAGUAGUUGCGCUGCCACUGCAACGGCAGCAGAGGGAGGACAACAAACCACCCACCGACCUUCAAAAACCAUCCUCCAUCCUCCAUCAUCGUCAUCGUCAUUGGAGUCAUUGCGCGGCGUGUCUCGGGUCCGUUUGCUGCCGUUUGGUCCGUGCGGUGUGCCUCGAAGCGGGCUGUCGAGAUUCUCGUGCUCGUCGUCGUCGCGCGCGUUCUAGCAGCCUAGUAGUGCCUUUUUCGUCGUUCACCGGAAUGGUAGUGUACCAUCAACAACUGAAGCGUUCAGCAUCAGAAUGAGGGCUUUGCUGCCCACCGACGCGACACCCGUUUGCCAAAUGUAAACAGACCGUGGCCGCGCGCGCUCGUGAAUUUCGUACCGUCUCUUCUGUGUGCCGUGUCACGUGGCGAAACUUCGUCCAGCCAGUCCGUGAACCCGUGAAAUAGUGUUUCCCGCAUGAAGCGCAUGUGGUAUGCUGUAGGCGAGAAGGUGGUUCUGUAACAAAGUUUCUUAUAGUGAAACGGAAAACCACGAAAAGAUUAUGUUAAUAACGAUGGCCUUUUUGGGUGACGCCGUUGCUGUGAUGCAAAUCCAUAGUGGGAGUUCUGGUCGAACGACGGUCUUUUAGAAAAUCAGUGCCAUACUCGUCUAGUUAAAUAAGAAAUUGGGAGUAAUCCCCAUAAUUAAAAAUGAAGAAAAGUGUCAACAGUCUGUCUCCGAUCACUCCGCUACCCAACACCCCUCCUCCGGUACGGACUUCCCCGGGAGGAUCAAUCUCCCCGAAGCUGUCCCCUCCGGGCUCUGUGUUCCUCUCGAACUCGGCCUCCCGUCCAACGCUGAGCAUCAACAACUCCAGCAACCGAUGCAGCAGUCUGCUGGACGCGGACGACAUCACCCCGAUCACCUCCCCGCUGCCAAACAUCCUCUGUCCCCAGGAGAUCUACACCAUUUUCAGCCGGACGGACGACCCGGAUGCCAGCUCGACCAACCUACCGUCGGAAUCGUCCCGGCUGUCGGCGAACAAUCACCGGAACUCGUUGUUCCUUGCCAACAGUAACAACAGCAACCAGAAUGCCAACAACAACAACAGUAGUAGUAAUCCAAGUGCCAGCAACAAGUCCCGAUCGCGGCGGUCGUCCGAGCUGUCGCAGAACUAUCGCAGCGAUCGGUCCGCUUCGGCUUCGAUGAAGUCGCACAGUUCGGCGGCGGGGAGGAAACGAAGCUCGACGCACAUCGAGAUGAAUGCCAGCGUGGAGCGACCGCGGUGCCUCAAGUCGUCCUUUCUGCGCCGGAAGUGCAAGGAAUAUGCCGAUGACGACGAUGCCACGACGUCCGGGGUUACGUUGGACGAUACCGAUAAGCGUGUGAUACUGUUGAAUCAAAGUCAACGGCAAAAGUACUGCAACAAUCAUAUCUCGACGGCAAAGUAUAGCGCAAUAACUUUUAUACCAUCGUUUUUGUUCGAGCAGUUCCGGCGGUAUUCGAACUGCUUUUUUCUGUUCAUCGCACUGCUGCAGCAGAUUCCGGACGUUUCGCCAACCGGACGCUACACCACCCUAGUACCUUUGUUAUUUAUUCUAUCGGUAAGCGCCAUCAAAGAGAUCGUAGAGGACAUCAAGCGGCACCGGGCCGACGAUGAGAUCAACCACCGGGAGAUCGAAACCCUCCAGGGUGGCCAGUGGCGGUGGAUCAAGUGGAAAGAGCUGUCGGUCGGCGACAUCGUCAAAGUGCAAAAUAACACCUUCUUCCCGGCCGACCUGGUGCAGCUGUCGUCGAGCGAACCGCAGGGCAUAUCAUUCAUCGAGACGUCCAACCUGGACGGCGAAACGAAUCUCAAGAUUCGACAGGGCGUAUCCGCCACGGCCAAAAUCCUCGAAACCAAAGAUUUUAUCCAGUUUUCCGGUACGCUGGAAAGCGAACCACCCAAUCGGCAUUUAUACGAGUUCAACGGGGUGCUGAAGGAGAGCGGGAAACCCGCUGUAGCCCUCGGCCCGGAUCAGCUCCUGCUGCGAGGAGCGAUGCUCCGUAACACCUCCUGGGUAUUCGGAAUCGUCAUCUAUACCGGACACGAUACAAAACUUAUGCGUAACUCUACCUCAGCGCCUCUGAAGCGCUCAACUGUUGACAGACUGACAAACACGCAAAUUUUAAUGUUAUUUUUCAUUCUAAUUUUCCUUUGCAUCGUAAGUUGUAUAUGCAAUCAAAUUUGGACAAAGGAUCAUUACAAAACCGAUUGGUACUUAGGCAUAAGUGAUUUAUUAAGCAAAAACUUCGCCUACAAUCUGCUUACGUUUAUAAUUUUGUACAACAAUUUGAUUCCGAUAUCACUUCAAGUUACGUUAGAGCUAGUUAGGUUUCUACAGGCAAUUUUCAUCAACAUGGACAUUGACAUGUACCACGAGGAAUCGGACACCCCCGCUAUGGCUCGGACGUCGAAUUUGAACGAGGAACUCGGUAUGGUCAAGUACAUCUUCUCGGACAAAACUGGCACCCUGACGCGGAACGUGAUGGAGUUCAAGAAGUGCUCGGUCGCCCGGACGAUCUACACCCCGGAGGAAAAUCCCGCCCAGUCGCAGCUGGUGCAGCACAUAAUGAACAACCACCACACGGCUGCCAUUCUGCGUGAGUUCCUAACACUGAUGGCGAUCUGCCAUACGGUGAUACCGGAGAAGAGCGACAACGACAAUAUCCAGUAUCACGCGGCCAGCCCAGACGAGCGAGCUCUGGUGUACGGGGCAAAACGGUUCGGCUAUGUGUUCCACACGAGAACGCCAACCUAUGUGGAAAUUGAAGCUCUCGGUGUCCACGAACGCUUCGAAAUCCUCAACGUGUUGGAGUUCACCUCUACGCGGAAGCGGAUGUCAGUCAUUGCCAAGAACUCCAAAGGGGAAAUCAAACUGUACUGCAAGGGAGCGGAUACGGUGAUCUACGAGAGGUUGGCCCCCAACGGGCAAGCCUAUCGCGAGGCAACGCUCCAGCAUCUGGAGGAAUUCGCCACCGAAGGUCUGCGGACGUUGUGCUGUGCGGUGGCGGUCAUCCCGGACGAUGUAUACGAAGACUGGAAGCACACGUACCAUAAAGCGUCCACCUCGCUGCAGUACCGGGAGCAGAAGGUGGAGGACGCGGCCAAUCUGAUCGAGACGAGUCUGAUGCUGCUCGGUGCAACGGCCAUCGAGGACAAACUGCAGGACGGUGUACCUGAAACCAUUGCUUCGCUGCUCGAAGCCAAGAUCAACGUGUGGGUGCUGACCGGUGAUAAGCAGGAGACUGCUAUCAACAUAGGCUAUUCGUGCAAGCUGCUGUCGCACGGCAUGGACUUAAUUAUUUUAAACGAGGAUAGUUUAGAUAAUACGCGAAACUGUGUCCAGAGGCACAUUGCCGAGUUCGGCGACCAGCUGCGGAAGGAGAACAACGUCGCACUGAUAGUGGACGGCAAGACGCUAAAGUACGCUCUGAGCUGUGAUUUGAGGACUGAUUUCCUGGACCUGUGCAUCUCCUGCAAGGCGGUCAUUUGCUGUCGGGUGUCACCCAUCCAGAAGGCCGACGUGGUAGAUCUGGUCACUACCAACACGAAGUCGGUCACGCUGGCCAUCGGCGACGGGGCCAACGAUGUGGCCAUGAUCCAGAAGGCCCACGUCGGGGUGGGCAUUUCCGGCGUGGAGGGCCUGCAGGCGGCUUGUGCGUCCGACUAUUCGAUAGCACAGUUCAGCUAUUUACGAAAGUUACUGUUGGUGCACGGGGCGUGGAACUACAGUCGGAUGUGCAAGCUAAUCCUGUACAGUUUCUACAAGAACAUCUGUCUCUACGUGAUAGAGCUGUGGUUCGCUAUCUACUCCGGAUGGUCUGGCCAAAUCCUUUUCGAACGAUGGACAAUCGGUUUGUACAAUGUGUUCUUCACUGCGUUGCCACCCUUCGCGAUGGGUCUCUUUGACAAAGUGACCUCUGCGGAGCAAAUGCUGAAAGAACCAAGGCUCUACGAACCAUCCCAAAGUGCCCAACUAUUUAACGUUAAAGUAUUCUGGUACUGGAUUUUCAACGCUCUGGUCCACUCGGUGAUCUUAUACUGGCUGCCAAUGUUUUCGUACCAAGGCGACGUGAUCUGGGGAAACGGUCGCGACGGUGGUUAUCUAGUGUUAGGAAAUAUAGUUUAUACUUAUGUAGUUGUUACUGUGUGUCUGAAAGCUGGUCUGGUGACGAACUCCUGGACAUGGCUGACGCAUUGCUCCAUCUGGGGCUCCAUGGUGCUGUGGUUUAUGUUUAUAUUUAUUUAUAGCAAUAUCUGGCCAACGUUACCGGUGGGAGCGGUAUUCACCGGUAUGGAUGAUAUGAUUUUCUCGUCGCCCGCGUUUUGGUUGGGCCUGUUCCUGAUACCGAUUACGGCAUUGCUGCCCGAUGUUGUAGUCAAAGUGAUAAGAAACCGAAAUCAAAGUAUUGCAACACCUCAUCCCAUAAAGGAGUCACGAUCUUCAUUAACUGAAACCGCCCGUCUACUGCGAAACGUACGAAGAGUCUUUACUGGCCGGUCGCACACAACCGAAAAUAAAGAACUAGAACUGAAGCAUGGCUUCGCCUUCUCGCAGGAGGAAGGGGGCAACGUGACGCAAACCGACGUUAUCAGAGCCUACGACACCAAUCUGCCCAAACCGGAUGGGAACUGAGAGUGCCCACUCGAUUUCUACUACGAAAAUUAUUUUUCCGUGUGCUAAAGCGGAAACGCAAACGUCACCACCACCACCAUAACCCCUUGUACUACCAUCAACAACAGCAGCAGCAGCAGUCGUUUCGUCGUCAGAGCAGAAGCCUUCUCCACGUAGCUUGAGUCUGACGGGAAAUUGUUGCUAAAUGGCAACACUGUUAAAAUGGAGGAGGGUAGCCAUUAAGGAAAUUUGUGUAAAUGUAUCUGUAUAGUAAAGUUGCUAUCAUUUAUAUAAAUAAGUCUACAUUUGUGUCAGAAUACAAAUUGUUUAUUGUGUAAGUGGCCAGGGAAUAUUUAUACUAGAGGAAAAUCGAGAUUAUUUAUUUUAUGUGAAAGUAUUUAUAGCAGUUAGUAUGUGUAUAGUUUUUUAAGUUGGAAGUUAGAAACUCAAAAGUGUUUAAAAUGGGGAAACAGAAAAAAGGUAAUAGCAAGAAAAAAGUAUUAUUUUUGUACCAAAAACAAUACAAAACAAAUCAACUAUACAAAACAAUGGAAGCUUUUUGUCUUAUUCUUGUUGAAACUUUCUAUCGAAAAACACUUGUUUCAUUUCCAUGUUUUUCGAAAACUUUGACUAGAAGCUUUUCUACUUUUAGUAAUCAGUUUAGUUUUCUACGAACACAAGUUAACAUCUGUCAAAUCGUCAAAAGAGAAAGAGAGAGGGAUAACACUAGUUAGGUGGAAAGAUUUCUAUAUAUUCUAAUAACAGAACAUACACUUUUAUUCACAACCAACCCAAAGGGAUGGAAAAUCUAAAACGUAAAAUAAAGAAUUUGUUCGCGCCUUGAUAACAACACUAUCUAAUAAAAAAAUUGGAAAUUAAAUUACUAAAAAUAAUAAGUAGAUAUCACACAAACAAAACCAAACAAGUUACUGUAUAAAGAAUAUCUGUGAAGGUAAAUUAAAAAAAAAAAAUAGAUACUGUAAUCAACAGCAAGAACAAAACACAACAAACACAAACUUUCACCUUGAAUCAGUAGACUAAAAAGCCGAAAAGAGAAGAUUUACUAUUCUUAUAGUAGGAUAGAUUGUAGAAAAAAAGGUUCUCAGUUUCUUGUAACAACACUCUACGAAAUAAAUUUAAAAAAAAACAAUCUCGAUUCGGUCAAAAUGGAACUUGAUCUGUUUCAAUAACCACAUACACAACACACAUACUAACACAAACAACUAUCGAUACACACGUGGACCGGUUAGGUGUGUUGAAUGAAUGUUGAGAAAGGUCAAAUAAAAUAAAUAACUAUAACAACAA